CGGAAAUCUGAUAGCGCUUAGCGCUUGACUGCCUCGCUGCGGCCGUCAGGGUGGUGGGAGGCGUUGCCGGGGUGUUUUGUCUCGUGGCACUCCAACCCGCCACAGGUUGUCCAAUCAACAGUGGAUUUCCUCAACGUCUUCCAGUCCUCCUCUUUCCCCAAGCACUACGGGAGCCAAGAGGGACAAGAGGGACAGGUGUCAAUCAGAGAAAGAAAGAAAGGCGGCGGCGGCGGCGGUGGCGGCAAGUAAGACGUCAUAAUGGCAGCCGCCAUAAUGAAGAGCGCACCAUGCGCGGGAGGAGUUCAACUCUCGGCGCGUUCCUUACACGUGGCAAGCGCGAGGAAGGCCACGUGUGCUUCCCCUUCUAUUCCAGUGAGGUUCCAGAGAACGACCAGAGACAAUGCACUUGCGACGUCGACUUCAUCUCCCCUCUGCUGCUCGAUGCGGCGGCGGUGCAGUUUUGCAGCAGCGGGCUUGUCCAAGUCCUCACUUUUUGGCGCCUCUUUCAGACUGGCUGCUGACGUGGCAGCGCCGGCGGCGGCGCGCUUUGGACGGCGGCGGCGGAAAGAUGGCGGGAAUGGCGGCGCCAGUUCCCCAGCCCUCCGCCGAGCUGUACGUGCUUCUGCUUCCGCUGGUGCUGCUAUGUCAACAGCCCCGCAAAUAGAACGCAUGCCGUCUUUCCUCUCCGGCCCGGGGUUGAAGCACUUGGGCACGGGGCGGCGAAAGUGUGCCAUUGCGCGGGUAUGUCUCAUCGAGGGCACAGGUAGGAUCGUCGUCAAUGGAAGACCUGGCGCUGAUUACCUACAGAGUAAUCCUGAGCUUGUGCAGUUAAUUCAAUGGCCGCUGGUAAGUCUAGGGUAUGAGCAGAAGUAUGACGUGUUCGUUAAGGUGCAGGGAGGUGGGAUAGCUGGACAAGCAGGAGCCAUCGCACUGGGAAUAUCCAGGGCGCUCUGCCAAGCCAACGCGGCAAAUCGAACGCCAUUGAAGAGGCAGCACCUCCUCACGCGAGACUCUAGGGUUAAGGAAAGGAGGAAGUAUGGUCUGAAGAAGGCCCGCAAAGCCCCGCAAUUCUCCAAGCGAUGAGAGAGAGGGGCUUUGUUAAUUGGGGUGGGCUUUCUUAAUUGGGGUUAAGGAAAGGGGGGUAGUUGCAAAAUGAGGAUCCAGGAGGAGGAAUGGGGAAUCGGAAGCCACUGAAGAGGCAGCGACCUGCUCACGAGAGUCUCUAGGGUGGAGGAAAGGAGGAAGUUUGGUCUGAAAGGAGGCGCGCGCAAGACUCGGCGACUCUCCGAUCGACCAAGCGAUGAGAGAGGGGUGUGUUGAUGAGAGAGGGAGCCUGUUAAUAGGGUUAGUUUUGGAAAAUGAGGAUGCAGGCGGAAUGACUGUCGACGAUGGCGUGUACACACACCCUGAGAUGCAAGGGCAAUCAAUAUACAUGUAUAAAUACACCCUGAGAUGGAAAUGUUGUGUUGAGGUUGUGUGCGUGAAAUGAAUGGAUGGAUUGGAUGUGUCUCUUGGUUUUCUUCCCUUGCUGUGUUGGGGUGGCUUUACUUGUUCGUUUUUUUUUUUUUUUUUUUUUUUUGGGGGGUUUUUUUUUUUUUUUUUUUUUUUUUUUUUUUUUUUUUUUAAUGUUCGUCUUUCAGAACCACAUUACGGUAGGGUAGUAGAGUGCGAAAUGAGGACGCAGGCGGACUGAAUAGUGACGAAUCUGACGAUGAUGGGCAAUCAGCAGCACGUAUAGACUCUCACAUUUGAGAUGGAAAGUGUUGAGGUUGUGUGGCUGGAAUGAAUGGAUGGAUGUCGU
This is a messenger RNA of Chara braunii, 1801 nucleotides long. The record is from the annotation of a GenBank genome assembly. Lineage: Eukaryota; Viridiplantae; Streptophyta; Charophyceae; Charales; Characeae.